This is a messenger RNA of Stegostoma tigrinum, 2140 nucleotides long. RefSeq lists its product as uncharacterized. The transcript has 7 exons. The coding region runs from base 793 to 1602 and encodes 269 amino acids. NCBI's taxonomy places the organism in Eukaryota, Metazoa, Chordata, Chondrichthyes, Orectolobiformes, Stegostomatidae. The record is from RefSeq and is a predicted model, not a curated record.
CCUCUCAACACGGUGGGGCGCUGUGACGCUACAUUGCGAUCCUCCCAACGCAGUUGAGGGCAGGAGAUCGCAUACCUGAACAUUUGUACUUCAAGAGUGAACAUUAACAAUUUUUUUAAAAGUUCUUGAAUCGAUGAAGGUGCAAGGGGAAAGAAAAACUCUCCAACUUGAUAAUAAAGAAUGUUGUUGGAUGGGCCAUCUUGUGCAGCAUUUGCUGUGCUCGUUGGCGUGGUCCUCCCAGCUAUUUCCUGGAUGUGGUUGCUAGGGAAGACGUGGCCCAGUUGCUAGGGGAGGCAGGGCCCAGUUGCUAAGGGAGGCACGAUCCAGUUGCUAAGGGAGGCAAGAUCCAGUUGCUAGGGGAGGCAAGAUCCAGUUGCUAGGGGAGGUAGGGCCCAGUCGCUAGGGGAGACGUGGCCCAAUUGCUCCGGGAGACUGGGCCCAGUUGCCAAGGCAACCUCUCCAUCCUUUUUAUUGACAAAGAACAAAUCCACGGCCAGUUGAUGCAUUCACAACAUUUUUUUUUAAAAAUCAGGUUUUAUCCUUCUUUUGCAAAGAUCUGUAUCAGAGGCAGUCAAUACCUUGUUGUAAUUGAAAGCAAACAGGGUUCCGGUCAAAAGAAUUAUUAAUUUUGGGCAACUUGCAUUUGGGAAAUAAAUGAAACUCACCUUGUGAAGGUACCGGGAUUUUAAAAAUUCGAAGAAAAUGCUUUUGGGCGUGUGAUUCUGCAACCCUGGAACUUUUCUUCCCUCAGUUUCAUUUUUCUACCUCGCCCUACAGGCAGGAUUGAUCAAUAUGAGUUCGGCCACGGAGAACCAGACAAGUGGGGUGAAGAAGAUUCAAGAAUUCCUCGCUGAUUUGGUGGUACUGGGAUCACUGCAGGGUUUCCGAUACUUCCAGCCCUGGUUGCGGGGUCGCGAGGAGUUGCUGCUGACUGUGGUGAAUGAGGAUUCCAGCUGGCAAUCGGCUAGUUUUCCCAGGAGUCUGGUGAAUUCCUGCAAUGAGGGUGUUGGAGUGGCCGAGUUGCCCUGUGCUGACCAAUCUCUGUUGACGUCACUUCCAUCACAGAAGAGAAUGAGCAGCUGUGGGCACACCGACACAGGAUUGCCACCAGCAUCUCCCUGUGAUCGGGAAAUUGCACUCCCAGAGCUGAACUGUACCCUCUUCCUCCUGGCCUGCUACGCCAAGUACCAGUGCCCCUAUGUGUGGAUCCGAUCCAACCACGAACGUCUUAUUAAAGCCACGAGUGGGAACCGGGCAUCCAAGGACAGUCCUCUGAAGCUGAACUCCACUCGGGAUUGGUGCCGGAGCGGUGGACAGAUUUGGGAGAUUGUGGCUGAGCUGGUGGAGCUCUGCACCUGGCCGACACCGUCGAACCCCUUCACCCUGGACAUAAGGUACUUUGAGUCUCUGCCUCUAAUCGAGAGGUUCCUGGCUUCGGGGGCCAUGGCUGACUUCCUCCAGAGGAUUGUGAUUCAUGGAAACCGAGAAAAGUUCUAUUACACCAAAGGUAACAUUGAUGUAAAUGGUCUUCGCCUCCUACUUCUACCUCAGUUCUUGUUUGUUCUUUUUCUGCCAGCUGCAACCCCAUCUUCCUGUUUCUAGCUUUUGAACUGGGCCCAUAAGUAUCAGAUUUCUCAGCUAUAAAUCCUACAGGGAAGCCGUCUUCCACCACUACCUUAGGGAGGAAGUGGGAGGGAUGGAUGCAUUUAAGGGGGAGGUUGGAUAAACACAUGAGGGAGAAGGAAGUAGAAGGAUAAGCCGAUAGAGUAGAAUGGAAUAGAAUAUCCUUUAUUGUCUGCAGUACAGGAAUACAGUGAAAGGUUCUCCAAUGUCACCUCUUACGGUGCUAUCUUAGGCACGACUGCUCAGAUACAAAACAGGAAUAAAAAAGAAAAGCAGUUGUAUUUACUUUACUGUGUUUCAAGAAUAACUGAGAAAUAACACACAGUUAAAAGCUUAGGCAUUAAAGACAGACAAACAAGUUACACAUAAACAUUACAUUGCAGUAGUUCAGUGCAGGGGCUCCCACACGUGAGCUGGCCACCCACGCCAGGGCCCAAUCCAACAACUAUUCCCACUCCACUCCAAACCUCCCGUCCACUCAGCACGGGCUCUCAGUUGUUGCAAGGUAAAUCUUCUC